Molecule: messenger RNA, 3347 nt
Organism: Alligator mississippiensis (American alligator)
Lineage: Eukaryota; Metazoa; Chordata; Crocodylia; Alligatoridae
Gene: SLC43A1
Product: solute carrier family 43 member 1
Exons: 15
Coding region: 129-1874 (581 amino acids)
Biological process (GO): neutral amino acid transport; transmembrane transport
Molecular function (GO): L-amino acid transmembrane transporter activity; neutral L-amino acid transmembrane transporter activity
Source: RefSeq, a predicted model, not a curated record
GCGCCGCCGCCGGCGCUUCCUCACACGCGGCCGGCCCCGCGCACACGCCCGAGCGCCCGGCCAGACCCCCGCGCCCGGCCCCGCCCGCCUGCUCCUGGCCCCCAGCGGGGCGCAGGGCGGUGUGCAGGAUGGCGCCAACACUACAGCAGGCAUACCACCGGCGUUGGUGGAUGGCAUGCACCGCUGUGCUGGAGAAUCUCUUCUUCUCUGCCGUGCUGCUGGGCUGGGGCUCCUUGCUCAUCAUGCUCAAACACGAGGGCUUCUACUCCCACCUCUGCACAGAUGAGAAUGCCACCGAGGCCCACGCCAACCUCAGCACAGGGUCCAGGGCCAGGCCACUUGCCUUCCACUGGCCCAGCUGUGUGGAGCAGGAGGAGAUGCUGAACCUGGGCUUCACCAUUGGCUCCUUCCUGCUCAGCGCAGCCACCCUGCCACUGGGGGUACUCAUGGACAAACUGGGCCCACGGCCCCUGCGUCUCCUUGGCAGCUCCAGCUUUGCUAUCUCCUGUGCCCUGAUGGCCCUGGCUGCCUACAAGCCCCAAGUUCUGUCCCCACUGAUUUUCCUGGGCCUCUCCCUGAAUGGGUUCGGGGGUAUCUGCCUGACCUUCACCUCCCUCACGCUGCCCAAUAUGUUUGGGAACCUGCGCUCCACCUUCAUGGCUCUCAUGAUCGGCUCCUAUGCCUCCUCGGCUGUCACCUUCCCUGGAGUCAAGCUGAUUUAUGAUGUGGGCAUCUCCUUCAUUUCCAUCAUGCUGACCUGGGCAGGCCUGGCCUGUCUCAUCUUCCUCAACUGCUUCCUCAACUGGCCCAAGGAGUCCUUCCCAGCACCUGAGGAGGCCAGCUACACAAAGAAGAUCAAGCUGAGUGGGCUGGCGCUGGACCACAAAGUGACUGGUGACCGCUUCUACACCCAUGUCACCACUGUAGGGCACCGCCUCAGCCAGAAGGAGACAUCACUGAAGGAGGGCAAGGCACUGUAUCCCUCCACGCAGGACCUGUGCCACGGGGACACGGCACCUACUGAACGCUCAGUCCCCUUCCGCCGCAGCGUCUGUUCCCCCAUCUUCCUGUGGAGCCUGAUCACCAUGGGCAUGACCCAGCUGCGCAUCAUCUUCUACAUGGCCGCCAUGAACAAGAUGCUAGAGUUCCAGGUCACCGGUGGCAGCAAAGAUGAAAACCUGCAGGAGGAGGCGGAGCACAUAGUGGCCAUCUACUCCUCCAUCUUUGGGGUCAUGCAGUUGCUCUGCCUCUUCACCUGCCCCUUCAUUGGCUACGUGAUGGACUGGCACAUAAAGGACUGUGUGGACAGCCCGCUGGGCUCUGGGGACAGAGCAUCAGGGGCCGGGCCGAAAAAGCCAGCGGCCAAGCCCCGGUACUGUAAGGUGCAGAAGCUCACCAAUGCCAUCCGUGCUUUCACUUUCACCAACAUACUACUUGUGGGCUUCGGUGUCACCUGUCUCAUUGACAAUCUGCCUUUGCAGUUCCUGACCUUUGUGCUGCACACCAUGGUGCGAGGGUUCUUCCACUCUGCCUGUGGGGGCCUCUAUGCUGCUGUGUAUCCAUCCAAUCACUUCGGCACCCUGACGGGCCUGCAGUCACUCAUCAGUGCCGUCUUUGCCUUGCUCCAGCAGCCACUGUUCAUGGCAAUGGUGGGGCCACUGCAAGGCAACCCCUUCUGGGUCAAUUUAAGUCUCCUCAUCUUCUCAUUCCUGGGCUUCCUGCUCCCUUGCUACCUUUGCUACUUCCGCCGGACCCUGCUCUGUGACCAGGCUGCUCCAGGAGGCCCCACAGACCAGGCCGAAGGGGCUCAAGUGAAGCUCAAGGACAGCGUGGCCACCAAUGGCAAGCUGAGCACUGACGACACUGCAGCAUAGUCCGAGGAAAGGGGAUGGGAAAGGGGGGGGGGGGGGGGGAGCGUGGGUGACAGCAAACAAAAUGCCAGAUCCGCUCAUCAACCGAUUGCCAAGCAGAUGGGAUGAGACACCCAGAGCAGGAAAAAGAAACACUUGUAGGUUUCUGUACACGGGAGCCAUGGAAAUAGUCAGGCUGCGUCAGAUUUCUAACCAUUAUAUAUAUAUAUAUAUAUAUAUAUAUAUAUAUAUAUAUAUAUAUAUAUAUAUCUAUAUCUAGAGAGAGAGAGAUCUAUAUAUUUUUGCAGGGUACUUUAAAAAGCUCCGUGGCCUUAAAUAGCUAACCAAAGAAUGGGGUGAGCCUGUGAGCCCCAACGCAGAGGAUGCCUCGCUUAUGAAGUUCUCCACAUUGGAAAGGAGCUCUGGUCUGGAUGUUAAUCAUAUUGAUGAUAACCUGUAACACUUACCAGGAGUUGACUGCAAGGUGCUGGGUAAGGGUUGUGAUUCCCCCACAUCGUAGAUGGAGAAACUUUCUUCCUAGCCAAAAUCUGGGGUGGGAUAAAGUUCAUUUCUGUCUUUUAUGCCCCAAAGUGCUGUCAUUGGCACUUACUCCUUGCUAAACACCCCUUCUCUGCCAACUGAGGUAUCAGUGAAUUUUUCACUUCAAAAAGGGACAAGGCAGGCUACCCUUGUCAGACAGCACAGGGGUGUCCAUAAAGUUUCCUCUUAUAGGUUACCAUGUGCUUCUUAUAGGGAGGUGUUGAUAAAGGUCUCCCUUUUCUUUAGAAGUACAAUGUCAUUCUCUGUCUGGGGUGUCAAUAAAGUUUCCUUUUCUUGUAGGUCAUGUUAUGCUAACAGUGAGGUGUGACUAAAGUUCCCUUUAUUUUAGGAACCCCACAACAUCCUGCCUGCCUGGAUUGUUGAUCAAGUGCCUCCUCUUCCCCCUCAUUUUUCUUAAGCCACCUCUCUAGAACAGGGCUACCACUGCCACUGGGAUGGGGCUCAGUAUGCCUGUAGAACAUGGACGUAUUUUUCAUGUGUUUCACUUGGUUGGGAUAGAGAAACAAAUUCCUACAUUCAGAACUAUCACUUGGUAAGGGUGGACCAGAUCUGAUAACGGGCCAGUGGGUUCUGAGCUCCCCUAGGGCUUCCUGAGAGGGGAGAAAAGGAAGGACUGAAGGUCUAGCCAAGUGAGUCAUAAUCCAGGUUAGUCUUGACUCUUUUGGAGAACAAUGUCACCAGCAUCCAUGGCAACUGUUUACCUUCCAGUGACACUGUGGCAGGCAAGUCCCUGCCUGUUUCUGCAAUAUUGCCACCCUAUGGUAGCCAGAAAUGGGAUUGGCUGGGCAAUGGUGGGAAUGGGUCCAUGACCCCUUCCCCUUCUCUGUAAGCUCCCUUGUCUGUCCCGUCCAGAAUCACUGGUGUUCCUUAGCCUGCAAGGGAUUUAAUUUAUUGUUCUGCUUGUAUAUUUCAUAGGAAAUAAAAUGGCAAACAUGA